Molecule: messenger RNA, 2333 nt
Organism: Linepithema humile (Argentine ant)
Lineage: Eukaryota; Metazoa; Arthropoda; Insecta; Hymenoptera; Formicidae
Gene: abs
Product: ATP-dependent RNA helicase abstrakt
Biological process (GO): mRNA splicing, via spliceosome
Cellular component (GO): spliceosomal complex
Molecular function (GO): zinc ion binding; RNA binding; ATP binding
Source: RefSeq, a predicted model, not a curated record
UUCAAACGUUUCUCUCUAAAAAUUACCUGACAAUAAAACAAAUGUUGUGUUUAAUGGAAAAAUUAAAAACUUGAAACUUGAAUUUUUGAACGAAAAUUUGAGAGCUUUAAAAUUUUCUAUUUAUUUACCUCUUAUGGAAUUUUCUUUUCUCAUACUGGAUUGUACGGCGUUGGCAUUUUGACGCAUUGUGGACGCUGGAGUUUUCAUCGAAGACAAAUCUAAAAUAUAAAACAAUUAUAUAGAAUAGAAAAAUAAUUAAUACGACAAUAUAGUGCAGUUGUUUUUUUGAACAAUUUCAGUCGUGUAAUUGUGUUUCUACAAUGAGUCAGGAUAAUAAUAAACCUCCGAUAAAGAAGUACAGAAGGGAGGAGGAAGAAGACAGUCCUUUAGAUACAGAUGACGAAUAUGUGCCAUAUGUGCCUUUCAAGCAUCGUAAGAAACAAUUGCUUACAAAAUUGGGUAAACUUGGACAGCUAAAAGAAGAAGGUAGCAAUGGUGUCGGGAAGAGUAGCAGUGAAAAUGAAAGAGAUGAUGCUGACAAUGAUGAUGGUCAGGUUUGGGGAAGAAAGUCUAAUAUUUCUCUCUUGGAUCAGCAUACCGAGUUGAAAAAAUUGGCUGAAGCCAAGAAGGAGAGUGCUAUGGAAAAGCAGUUGAAGGAGGAAGAGAAGAUUCUAGAAAGUGUUGCUGAGAAUAAAGCUCUAAUGGGUGUGGCUGAAUUAGCCAAAGGUAUUCAAUAUAAGGAUCCUAUCAAGACCAACUGGACACCGCCGAGAGUGAUACUCAGUCUCGGUGAGGCACGUCACGAAAGAGUAAGAAGAAAGCUUAGGAUACUUGUAGAAGGUGAUGAAGUACCGCCACCCUUGAAGACUUUUAAGGAAAUGAAAUUUCACAAAGCAAUCCUGUAUGGAUUGGAGCAAAGAGGUAUCAUCAAGCCAACUCCGAUUCAAGUACAAGGAAUACCUACAGUGUUGUCAGGACGUGACAUGAUCGGCAUAGCUUCUACCGGCAGCGGUAAAACGUUGGUAUUUGUUUUACCUAUUAUCGAGUUUUGCUUGGAACAAGAAAUCGAUAUGCCGUUCAUUAAAAGGGAGGGACCUUAUGGCUUGGUAAUAUGUCCUUCAAGAGAAUUGGCUAAGCAAACCUAUGACAUAAUUCGGCACUAUACGAAUAGCCUGAGACAAAUAGACUGUCCGGAAAUACGCUGUUGCUUGGCGAUCGGAGGUGUACCGGUUUCGGAAUCGUUAGCUAUAAUCAAUAAAGGCGUACACAUAAUGGUGGCGACGCCAGGACGAUUGAUGGAUAUGUUACAUAAAAAAAUGGUCACUUUAAGCGUGUGCCGUUAUCUCUGCAUGGACGAGGCAGAUCGCAUGAUAGACAUGGGCUUCGAGGAAGAUGUGCGAACGAUAUUUUCAUUUUUCAGGGGUCAGAGGCAAACUUUGUUAUUCUCCGCUACUAUGCCCAAAAGAAUUCAAAACUUUGCACGGUCGGCGCUGGUGAAGCCCGUGACGAUAAACGUCGGCCGCGCUGGUGCUGCGUCGAUGAACGUGAUACAGGAAGUGGAGUAUGUCAAACAGGAAGCUAAAAUUGUGUAUCUCUUGGAAUGUCUGCAGAAGACUGCGCCGCCAGUCUUAAUAUUCGCGGAGAAAAAGCGUGACGUAGACGCCAUCCACGAGUAUCUGCUCAUAAAAGGAGUGGAAGCUGUCGCGAUACACGGAGGAAUAGAUCAGGAAGAAAGAUCGCGUUCUGUAGAAGCCUUUCGCGCGGGUCGGAAAGAUGUGCUCGUUGCGACAGAUGUUGCGUCGAAAGGUCUCGAUUUCGCCGACGUGCAACACGUUAUCAAUUACGAUAUGCCGGACGAUGUAGAAAAUUAUGUGCACAGAAUAGGACGAACAGGUCGUUCUGGUCGCACCGGUAUAGCGACGACCUUUAUUAACAAAGCGAACGAUGAAUCGGUGCUACUUGAUCUUAAGCAUUUGCUGAUGGAAGCGAAGCAGAAGGUGCCGCCGUUCUUGCUGGAGCUUUGCUCGGAGAACGAAAAGUACCUCAAUCUGGGAGACGAACGUGGUUGCAGUUAUUGUGGCGGUCUUGGUCACAGAAUUACGGAGUGCCCGAAAUUGGAAGCUGUACAGAACAAACAGGCUUCCAAUAUUGGGCGUCGCGAUUAUUUAGCCAGCAAUGCCGCUGACUAUUAAAGUAAUUGAUUUUAAAGCAGAUUAAUCAUGUUCAUUGUAAAUAUGUAUAUACAAAUGUAUUAUAUAAUCAAUUUCUCUUUCUCUGAAGAGAAAGGUUCUUUCAUUGGUUUUUUAAAAAAAUAAAUAAAAUAUUUCAACUCU